AAUGCAUGGGCAUCCAUCUUCCAAAUAGUUUCUUAAAUCUUAAUCCAGAAAUUGAAAUAACUACAAAUUUUCUUUGAAGGUGAAACCAGAACUGAAUUGAAUAUUCUGUUUCUUCUUGAAAUUGAAACAUUACAAAUGUUUGCAAUAGAUAGUUCAGGCAAAAUUUUCACUGUGAAUUCAGUUGGCCCUAAUUGUUAAUCUCCUUCGUUUACUGAAGGACUUAAGAAAUAUGAUCGAAUCCUAGUUAAAUAAUACAUGAUUACAGACGUUUUAUAUACAUAUAGAUAUAUAGGAGCUUCCGGGAAGAUAUAUAGGAGUAAGACGCGGAGAUCACCUUCCUCCUCACAGAUACACUAGAAAUACAUCCACACGUGGAACAACUCCUACAGAACACCUACUGAACGCUGGCAGAAGACCUCAGACCUCCCAAACGGAAUAUAAAUAGUUGCUGGAAAGAACACUGACAGCUUGAAAGCAAAAUGAAGCUCUUUCUAUUGCUUUCAGCCAUUGGAUUCUGCUGGGCUCAGUAUGCCCCAAAUACCGAAUCUGGACGGACAUCUAUUGUCCAUCUGUUUGAGUGGCGCUGGGUUGAUAUUGCUCUUGAAUGUGAGCGAUACUUAGCUCCCAAAGGAUUUGGAGGGGUUCAGGUUUCCUCACCCAAUGAAAAUGCAAUAAUUAAUAAUCCUUCAAGACCUUGGUGGGAAAGGUACCAACCAGUUAGCUACAAGUUAUGUACAAGAUCAGGAAAUGAGAAUGAAUUCAAAGACAUGGUGACUAGAUGUAACAACGUUGGUGUCCGUAUUUAUGUGGAUGCUAUAAUUAAUCAUAUGUGUGGAAAUGGUGUGGCUGCAGGAACGAGCAGUACUUGUGGGAGUUACUUCAACCCUGGAACUGAGGAUUUUCCAGCAGUCCCGUACUCUGGUUGGGAUUUUAAUGAUGGUAAAUGUAAAACUAGAAGUGGAGAAAUUGAGAGCUAUAAUGAUGCUUCUCAGGUCCGAGAUUGUCGUCUGGUUGGUCUUCUUGAUCUUGCACUGGAGAAAGAUUAUGUGCGCUCCACAAUUGCUGAAUAUCUGAACCGUCUCAUUGACAUUGGUGUAGCAGGGUUCAGAAUUGAUGCCGCUAAGCACAUGUGGCCUGGAGACAUGAAGGCAAUUUUGGAUAAACUGCAUAAUCUAAACAAAAGAUGGUUCCCUGCAGGAAGUAAACCUUUCAUUUACCAGGAGGUAAUUGAUCUGGGUGGUGAGCCAAUUAAAAGCAGUGAGUACUUUGGAAAUGGCCGUGUGACAGAAUUUAAAUACGGUGCAAAACUAGGCACAGUUCUGCGCAAGUGGAAUGGAGAGAAGAUGUCUUACUUAAAGAACUGGGGAGAAGGCUGGGGUUUCAUGCCUUCUGACAGAGCACUUGUCUUUGUUGAUAACCAUGACAAUCAGCGAGGGAGUGGAGCUGGGGGAGCAUCUAUUCUUACAUUCUGGGACCCUAGACUGUACAAAAUGGGAGUUGGAUUUAUGCUCGCUCAUCCCUAUGGAUUUACACGAGUAAUGUCAAGCUACCGUUGGCCAAGACAUUUUGAAAACGGAAAAGAUGUUAAUAAUUGGAUUGGGCCACCAAAUAAUAAUGGAGUCAUUAAAGAAGUUACUAUUAAUCCAGAUACUACUUGUGGCAAUGACUGGGUCUGUGAACAUCGAUGGCGUCAAAUAAGGAACAUGGUUGUGUUCCGCAAUGUAGUUGAUGGCCAACCUUUUACAAACUGGUGGGAUAAUGGUAGCAACCAAGUAGCUUUUGGAAGAGGAAACAGAGGAUUCAUUGUCUUUAACAAUGAUGACUGGGCAUUAUCUUCAACUUUGCAAACUGGUCUUCCUGCUGGUACAUAUUGUGAUGUCAUUUCUGGAGAUAAAAUUGCAAGGGUGUGUGAAGCCAUUUGUGUGUGGACUCAGAUACCACUGACACACAGUGAAAUAGAGUACUCAGCUUGGGUAACAUCUCCACGUGGAUCGGCUAGAUGCAUCUCAACCUCAAGAUAUGAUUAAAGACAACUAUGAUGAAAUAGAACCUCAGAAUCUCAUGUGGAAGGGCAAAUGAAGAAUGUUAACUGCUGAGUUAGUAUCUACUCUGUAACAGGACUAUGUGGUGGAUGACUGAGGCCUCUUGUCAACAUCUGUGUAAGUGAACUUAGAGGCAGAUCCUUAAGCCCUAAAUAACUACAGCCCUGGUCAACAGCUUGACUACAGCCAAUGAGAGACAUGAGCCAGAAAUACCCAGCUAAGCUACAUCCAGAAACUUUACCCUCAGAAACUGUGUCAGAGCUCUUCUUUCAGGAAGUCCACUUGAGCCUACACCCUCCAGCCUGACCUGGUUUACAUGCUCCUACUCUGUGCUUCAUAAAAUCCUGAGAAUGUAAUUCCAUCACUGGACCACUGGAUAGAUCCAGAAUAAUAUUUUUCUCUGUGAGCCUGUGAAGUGACUGCUACUGACUUUGGAAUGGUAGGAUUUUUUAAAAAUGGGGAUAUCAAAAAUAAAUGUUAAAGCAGAGACUUUUAAAACUAAAACAUUUUCCUACAAAGUACAUGGACACUAUGUAGUUGGAGAGUUUGGGAAGUGAAAACUAUUACAUUUCACAGACUUUCCCAAGAGGAUCUAACUGGUGUGAGACUGGUGUGAAUAAAGCAGUUGAGGAGCCCCACACUCAGCUUCCCAGCCAUGAGUCACCAGUAUUAUGUGGAUGAGAGGUAGUUUGACCGCAGGAGCAGCCUAUAUGCCCCUGCAUUACAACUUUGGUGAUGUGCCCUUAAAUUCAGGAAUCCAGUGGUUGACCCUGACUUCCAUUCCUAGCUUGUUCAACAAUUGUCUAAGCUACGGAUUCCCUGAAUUAAAUUUCCUUUCUGCUUGA
This is a messenger RNA of Aethalodelphis obliquidens (Pacific white-sided dolphin), 2887 nucleotides long. Its product is annotated as pancreatic alpha-amylase. NCBI's taxonomy places the organism in Eukaryota, Metazoa, Chordata, Mammalia, Artiodactyla, Delphinidae. The transcript is spliced from 15 exons. Bases 480 to 2027 code for a protein of 515 amino acids. Gene Ontology annotation, molecular function: alpha-amylase activity; cation binding. Gene Ontology annotation, biological process: carbohydrate metabolic process. The record is from RefSeq and is a predicted model, not a curated record.